Apis laboriosa (Himalayan honeybee) is the source of this 5229-nucleotide messenger RNA. Its product is annotated as atrial natriuretic peptide receptor 1-like. NCBI's taxonomy places the organism in Eukaryota, Metazoa, Arthropoda, Insecta, Hymenoptera, Apidae. Gene Ontology annotation, biological process: protein phosphorylation; cGMP biosynthetic process; intracellular signal transduction. Gene Ontology annotation, cellular component: membrane. Gene Ontology annotation, molecular function: peptide receptor activity; protein kinase activity; ATP binding. Bases 668 to 5023 code for a protein of 1451 amino acids. The record is from RefSeq and is a predicted model, not a curated record. The transcript has 25 exons.
UGUGAGAAGAGGUGAGCGAAUAGCUUUCGAUAGCUAUUAUCAAUCGACGCGAUAGAAAAUCAGCGAUAACACGACACGAGUGAGAACGAGAAGAACUUGUUUCGAAUUCUCGGAUCGAAGUCUCGCGCCACUUCACCGCCAAAGUGAAACAAAAGGGUGCAAUAGUAACGCGAGCCGCCAAAUUCACUUUCGCAGCAAUUGCUUUUACUCCGAUCGAUGAAACUGGAAAUUUGGAUCGGACCGUAUCAUUUCCGAUGAUCUUAUAGUAAGUGCGGAAAGAUUCGUGACACUUAUUCGAAAUAUUUAAACAGGAAAAGUUUGAAAAUAAUUAGAGAGUGAAUAAUUAGAAAAAUAAAUCGCAUCGCGAUUUCUUCAGGAUUGAAAUGCUUCGAAUCGUCGAGUUGUCCGGAUAAUUGGCUCAUCCUGAUCGACGGCGUAACGAUCGAAAAAAGAAACUAGAGGGCGGAGAUUCACGAAGAAAAGGAUGGACUCGAAAAGGGGAAUCGUUGGUCGUAUAAUUCGGCCCAGUAGCGAAACAGUGAUGAACGAGGUUUCGUCGUUUUCGUUCAAGUGUUCGGAAUAGUACAACGAUCUCGUUCAAAAAAAGAAAAGUAUACGAAACGUGAAUAAAGGAAGAAGAGUCGUAUAGAGAAACGUUCACACAUACAUGGGUAUCAAUUGGAUCAUCGCAUUGACGAUCGCCUGGCUAACGUGUCCGGUGAAUGGGAAAAUGACUUGUCGUGAGGUACAACUGGCUCGUGAGUGCGAAGCUCUUUGUAAAAAAAAUCGUCACGGUGGCAUUUCCUGUGAAUUGAGAGUAGCUCUCCUCUUACCAGCCGAUCCAAGCUUUGAUAUAGCGUUGCCGAAAGUUCUUCCGGUUCUCGAUUUGGCCGUCUAUGAAGCCAAAUUACGAGGUCUUUUACCUUCUUGGUUGAAAUUAAAGUUUCUUUCGCAAGACGAUCAUUGCGAUGCAACAUACGCCCAAAUUGGCGCGAUCGAUAGCUUCUCGAAUUGCGUACAUUUGUUCCUCGGCCCUGCUUGCGAUUAUUGCGUAGCGGCCGUUGGCAGAGUGGUAAAAUUUUUUGGCGCGCCGUUAAUUACUACCGGUGGAUUCACCUUCGAUUUUACGCAAAAGAAAACAGAAUGCAAGGACGAGUACUUUAUGACAACCCGAGUUGGAAAUUUGGCCUUCAGAGAUCUCGCCAAUUUUUUCAUCGCUUUGAUGAAUCGAUACGAGUGGCGGAAGGUGCAUCUGGUCUACGCGACUAACGGACAGAGUCAGCUCGCCGGCAGACAUACUUGUCAGCUAAUGAUGAAGUCCAUGGUAGAAUUUAUCAAGAAGCAGCCAAACUUUACGUUCGGCACGUUCGAUGUCGAAACUACCGUUCCUAAAGAUUAUCCGGAGGCGUUGCAAAAUCACGUGGGCAAUUGGUACGGUGAUGCUUUCUUCGGCCCUGUAUGCGACUACGUGAUAGCACCUGUGGCCCGAUACGCCGGUAUAUGGGGUAUCCCCGUGUUGACCGCAGGUGCUCAGGCCGAAGCGUUCCGUUACAAGAGCGAACAUUAUCCAACGUUGACCAGAAUGAUGGGUUCUCAUCGGCUGGUAGGCGAGGCGCUCAGACAUAUCUUGGAGCGAUUCGGAUGGAAAAUCGCCGGUCUGCUUUAUCACAAUCACGCGAUGGCCAGCAGCCGUGGCAAUUCGGAAUGCCACUUUACUUUGGGCGCUGUUUUCACGGCCCUCGGUCAAACGUCGGUUCACAAAAGUUUCAACCAGGAAACGACCACUGUCCAAGAUUAUCGAGAUUUGCUCACUUUUCUCGCGAAAUCCGCCAGAAUCGUGGUGAUGUGUGCCAAUUCGACGACCAUCAGAGAGAUACUUUUGGCCGCGGAACAGCUUGGAAUGGUCGAUUCCGGGGAAUACGUGUUCUUUUCCAUAGAACUCUCGUCCAGCGAUAACAACUCGAAGGAGCCAUGGAGGGUGGAGGGCGACACGGUGGAAAGGAACGAAAAAGCGCGGAAAGCUUAUCAAGCACUGUUAACGGUCACCGCUCGAACCCCCGACAACAUCGAAUAUUUGAAUUUUUCGCGAGAGGUGAAAGCGCUCGCGCAAACAAGAUACAAUUUCACUUUUGGGAGCAACUCGGUCUCGACUUUCGUGACCGCGUUUUACGAUGCGGUCAUACUUUACGCCCUCGCGCUUAAAGAGAGCUUACCGGAACAUCCUGACAGAAUAAAUCUGGACGGCGGUGACCUCACACGGAGAAUGUGGGGUAGAAGUUUCAAAGGUAUAACCGGAGACGUGAACAUCGACGAGAAUGGGGAUCGAAUAGCGGAUUACUCCCUUCUCGACAUGAAUCCAGAAACGUCGAAAUUCGAGAUCGUCGCCAAUUACUACGGUGCCAAUAAGACAUUGCAAUACGUAGCUGGGAAAAGGAUUCAUUGGUCGGGUGGCCGAUCAAAACCACCACCUGAUACACCCACUUGCGGUUUCGACGGCUCCUUGUGCCCUGAUAAUACUCUUCCAGGAUACGCGAUUCUCUCGAUGGUCUUGAGCUCUAUCGUCGUCUUUCUCUUCGUCGGCUCGGUGUUCAUAUACAGGCACUUUAAGCUCGAGGCGGAAAUAGCUUCUAUGACGUGGAAGGUGCACUGGAACGAUAUCAUCUUCGUGCCGAACGCGAAAACCCGAGGCUCCAUGUUUUCCUUGAUCGCGAACAAGAUGCGUGGUAGUCAACUGACCAUAUACUCGGACGAAAAUAUUAGUAUGCCAGGUGAAAUAGACAGAAACGUCUACAUUCCAACCGGAAUUUACAAGAACUCUACAGUGGCCAUAAAACUUAUACUGAGGAAAAAGGUGGAAAUCUCACGGCCUUUGUUGCUGGAAUUGAAACGGAUGAAGGAUCUUCAACACGAUCACCUAGUCCGAUUUUACGGUGCUUGCAUCGAACCACCGUACUGUUGCCUUUUGACCGAGUACUGCCCGAAAGGAUCUCUCCAGGAUAUAUUGGAAAACGAGCAGAUCAAAUUGGAUCGGGUGUUCCGUGGAUCGUUGAUCCACGAUAUCGUGCGAGGGAUGGUGUAUCUUCACGCGUCCGAGGUGAAGAGUCAUGGAAAUCUGAAAUCGUCCAACUGCGUGGUCGAUUCACGCUUCGUCCUCAAGAUCGCCGACUUUGGAUUGCACGAGUUGAGGAGGCCUGCUUACUGCGGGGCGGAAGUCGACAAGAACAAUUACGCGUUUUGGAGGGGGCAGCUGUGGACGGCACCGGAAUUAUUGCGAAUGGAAAGGCGGCCACCCGAGGGCACCCAGAAGGGCGAUGUGUACAGUUUCGCUAUAAUCGUUCACGAGAUCGUGGUACGCCAGGGGCCAUUUUACUUGGGCGAAGAUUACGACUUUUCCCCGCAAGAAAUAGUGGAAGGAGUGAAAAGAGGAGGUGGUUCUCCGUUGAGACCCGCGAUCGACGAUGCUGCGGUCGAGGAAGAGGUGGCCACCUUGAUGAGGAAAUGUUGGGCGCAAGACGCCGCAGACAGACCAGAUUUUCCCGCGCUCAAGCAGACCAUAAGGAAAAUUAACAAAGAUUACGAGAGCAGCAACAUUCUCGAUAAUCUGCUCUCUCGUAUGGAGCAGUACGCGACGAAUUUAGAAACGUUGGUGGAGGAACGUACAGCGGAUUAUCUGGAGGAGAAACGCAAAUGCGAGGAACUCUUGUAUCAGUUGUUACCAAAGUCUGUCGCAUCCCAGUUGAUAAUUGGACAGAGCGUGAUAGCCGAAACUUACGAUCAAGUCACCAUCUACUUCAGCGAUAUCGUAGGAUUUACGAAACUCUCGGCCGAGAGUACACCACUUCAAGUGGUGGAUUUAUUGAACGAUCUUUACACGUGUUUCGACUCUAUCAUAGAAAAUUUUGAUGUUUAUAAAGUGGAGACGAUAGGCGACGCUUACAUGGUGGUGUCAGGAUUACCGGUGAGGAAUGGAACGAAUCAUGCCAGGGAAAUCGCGAAGAUGAGUUUAGCGUUAAGGGACACCGUGAUGACGUUUAGAAUACGUCACAGGCCAAACGAGCAACUGAAACUUCGAAUUGGAAUGCAUUCCGGGCCUUGCGUGGCUGGUGUCGUUGGUCUGAAGAUGCCCAGGUAUUGUUUAUUCGGGGACACUGUGAACACCGCAUCCAGGAUGGAAAGUAAUGGAGAAGCUCUAAAGAUCCACGUCAGCCCAAAGACGAAAGAAAUUCUAGAUACCUUUGGGACGUUUGAACUCGUUUGUAGAGGCGAGGUUACUUUGAAGGGUAAAGGUACGAUGACCACCUACUGGUUGAUCGGUGAAAAACCAAUGAAUAGGAAUGUUCAAGAAACAAUCACCGUGUCCUCGGUGAUGACAACAGUAACAUCCAUGACAACGACGAGCAAUCAAGUGUCGAUCGAGCAACCACGAUCUCACGAGGAUCGUGGAAGCGUAGCUGCGUAUCAACCGGUGCAAUCGAAAACGCACGAGGUUCAAUCGACGACAAACAAACAGAAUUGUCAAGAACAAAAUCAUCGGGCGGCGCAAAAGGGGGUUCAAGAGCAGCAAAGAACGCAGUCGAGUCAGCAGAAAGGUCAAGAGUAUCGGGAACAACAGGUUGGAGGACAAGGCGGGAGUCCGGAAUUGCAGAAUCGCGGCAAGGGAGGCAGUGGUAGCAAGGAUAGAAGUGGUGGCGAUGGUGGCCGCGGUGGUGGGAAGGAAGAUGGUGGAGGUGGAGGUGGAGGUGGAAAUAGAGAUUGGAACGACGGUAACAAGGACGAGAGCAAGGUGGAGAGACAAGGUGGAGAGACAUUUACCAAGGGAAACGGUUUAACGAGUCGUGUACGUACGAUAAGCAACGGUUCGUCCGCUUCACCGUCUCGUAAUCAUUCUCUCGGUUCGACAUCGUCGACCAAUCUUUCACAGGGGCGACGGCCCUAUCAAGCUAGCGAAAGCGUGGCGAAUCACACGGAAAGCGGUUCGAGCGCACCCCUCCUUGUACCCACGACACCCCCCUCGAGAGUUUAGUUCCUUUCCUUCGUUCUUUUAUUCUCGCCACACACAUACACACCUUGCGAUCUUCCGAAUAAAUCAUCCUCGAUAUACGUGUAUCAUCAUGUAGAGUAGCAGCUGAUUAACUUUCGGAUCGGUAACUAUCCGAUCGAAAUUUGGGUCCACACGUUCGAAAGAAUUUCUUUCGAAGUAAAAAAAAAAAAAAAAAAAAAAAAAAAAAA